Messenger RNA from Pseudozyma flocculosa PF-1, 1032 nucleotides. RefSeq lists its product as uncharacterized. The transcript has 3 exons. Gene Ontology annotation, molecular function: DNA binding; catalytic activity. The record is from RefSeq and is a predicted model, not a curated record. NCBI's taxonomy places the organism in Eukaryota, Fungi, Basidiomycota, Ustilaginomycetes, Ustilaginales, Ustilaginaceae. Gene Ontology annotation, cellular component: nucleus. Bases 1 to 1032 code for a protein of 343 amino acids. Gene Ontology annotation, biological process: base-excision repair.
AUGGUCACCACACGCUCGCGAUCGCGCGCCAGUGCUGCCGCCGCACCCGUCGUGGCGUCGCCGCACAUUGCCCCGAAACGCCAAGCCCCGGCCCGGCGCGUUGGGACAAGGCAGCAGCGUCGGCCAGGGCAGCGCUCUCCGUACUUUGCAGACCGAGCGGAACGCGGCGACGACCAGGAUGCCCUUGCUCCAGUCACGAAACGUCCACCUCGCAAACGGCGGCGCAAGGCUGUUUCGUCGGACACGGCGGCAGCAACAACAGCAGCCGGCGACGACACGGCCGCCGAAGAGACCGGCCAGCCCCAAUCCAAGCCCCGCACGGUCCACGGCAUGGAGCGCUCGGCCAACUUCUACGGGCUGAUCCAGGAGCUCGUCUCGCCCAACGUCUUCUGGCUGCUGGUGGCAACGUGCCUGCUCAACCAGACGCGCGGCCGCGCCGCCAUCCCCGUCUUCUGGCACCUCGUGGCGCGCUGGCCCGACGAGGGCGCGCUGGCCGACGCACCGCUCGACGAGCUCACCGCUCUCCUCCAGCCGCUGGGCCUGCACAACAUCCGCGCCCGCCGCCUGAUUGACAUGUCGAAAAAGAUGGUCGAGGUGCCCCACGACCCGCGCAACCGGUUCAAGGCGCGCGCCCGCGAGUGCCCCGAGACCCCUAUCGGAAUCUACCCGGGCGGACUCGGCGGGGAGCGACCGGUGGCCCCCGCCGAGCUGCGGCUGCGGGAGCAGCUCGAUCGACAGCUGCGCCUCGACGAGCCGCCGACGACCCGCGACGCGGCAGUGUCCAUGGGCCAGGUCGCGCACACCGCACACCAGCUGGCCACCGUCGCAGGGCACACCGCCAAGCACGAGCAGGCGGGGCAAGACGCGCACGCCACCGUCGUCGAGGCCGAGUCGGAGUCGCACAUCCCCGAGUGGAAAAAGGUGCUGCCCCUCGACAAGGAGCUGCGCGCCUACCUAGUCUGGCGGUGGGCAAAGGAGGGCAUCGAGUGGCACCCCGAGCGCGGGCCGGUGUCGGUACCACACAAGGCCUGA